CCCAGCACCCGGAGUUAGUUGGGUUAACUAGCUAGCAAUUUAAAUUGGAAUCUGAGCGGCUUGCUAGCCAACGCAACUCCGGUUAGCUUGCGUUAGCUUAAUAUAUCUGGUUUGUUUCUCCUGUAUCGAGGAAUGAUUUGGAUGUUAGAGCUGAUGUUGGUUUUGCUGAUGGGCGAGCCUGCUGCAGUACAGUCAGAGAACAAUGCCCGUCGUCUAGAUUUCUCCUGCUCCGCCGGCAUAUGAGGCACCAGGCUGUAGGAACCGUGGUAGCAUGGAGGACACCUGAGGACGGCUGGACACAUUGGAUGGCUCAGUCGACCUCCAGGAGCCGGGCUGAUACCAGAGAUUGAACUGAUACUGCUGCAUGCAUUUGGCUGUAGAUCUGUGCUUGGAUCCAGUCCAGCUGUGUAUGCUUUUGUGUCCUGAGGAAAACUAUGCUAUGCAGCAUGGGGCUUCUACAGAAAUGCUGUGCUGCAUAGCCUUGAAGCAGGACUGGUUGCCUCUAUCUAAGGCUGUAUGCUAUUAAAUUCAUAUAGAGGUGAUCCAGAGUUAAGUGAAGAGGAAUAACAUUUUAAAACCACAAUUUUCUCAUUUCUAUUCAACUGCACUUGUCACUGAUGUACAUAAUGCACAGUAUAAAGCACUAACUUGGCACGGGACCCAACAGGUUCUUCACCUCUGUCUGCACCUCUCAAGUAAAAAGAGCCCUAAUGUUUACAAAUUGGGAUUGAUCCCCCACCUCCUCCCUCAACUCUCAGGCGCGAUUACUCCCUUUCCCAUAGUCAGUAUUUUGUAAUUUGUCUGUAUUCCAUCUUGUGGAAUUCAUAUACUGGGCUCAGAACUGAAAGUUUACCAGUGGAAUACUCUCCAAUAGCAGUUACAGCUACUUGCGUACAUCUUUUUGCACAGGGGGUUUAAGCUGUGGCUGCCGAACUAUUAGUCAUGAGUACCGGGGAGCUGCAUCAUCUUGACUAUCUAAAUGAAAAUGAACUGAUGGAGAUGGAUACUUUCAUUCACCGCAUUGACUCUACAGAGGUGAUCUACCAGCCACGGAGGAAGAGGGCAAAGCUGAUAGGAAAGUACUUGAUGGGGGAUCUGCUAGGGGAGGGAUCUUAUGGCAAAGUGAAAGAGAUGCUGGACUCAGAGACUCUUUGUCGCAGGGCUGUCAAGAUACUAAAGAAGAAGAAGCUGAGGAGGAUUCCUAAUGGAGAAGCCAAUGUGAAAAAGGAGAUUCAGCUGCUAAGAAGACUCCAACACAAGAAUGUGAUUCAGUUGGUGGAUGUCCUCUACAAUGAAGAGAAGCAGAAAAUGUAUAUGGUGAUGGAGUAUUGCGUUUGUGGGAUGCAAGAAAUGCUGGAUAGCGUCCCAGAGAAAAGGUUUCCAGUAUUUCAAGCUCACGGGUACUUUUGCCAACUCUUAGAUGGCCUUGAAUAUUUGCACAGCCAGGGAAUAGUUCACAAAGACAUUAAACCAGGGAAUCUGCUGCUGACCACAGACGGGGCACUUAAAAUCUCCGACCUGGGAGUAGCAGAGGCCCUUCACCCAUUUGCAGAGGAUGACACAUGUCGCACCAGUCAGGGCUCUCCGGCCUUCCAGCCUCCAGAGAUUGCCAAUGGACUGGACACCUUUUCAGGGUUUAAAGUAGACAUUUGGUCUGCUGGUGUAACACUAUACAACAUUACAACGAGUCUGUAUCCAUUUGAGGGGGACAACAUCUAUAAGCUAUUUGAGAACAUUGGAAAAGGAGACUACACUAUUCCCGAAGAGUGUGGACCCCUCUUGUCAGACCUGCUGCGAGGAAUGCUUGAGUACGACCCCGUGAAGAGGUUUUCCAUACAGAACAUAAGGCAACACAACUGGGUGCGUAAGAAACACCCUCCGUCUGAGCCCCCUGUGCCCAUCCCUGCCAGCGCAGAGAGCAGGGACCCUUGGCGGAGUAUGACGGUCGUGCCCUACCUGGAAGAUCUGCAUGGGUACACAGAGGAUGACGAUGACGAGCUCUACGACGGAGAGGAUGAGAUCAUAUACACUCAGGACUUCACAGUGCCAGGACAAGUGGCUGAGGAACAUCGGGAUCAGGGGAACGCAGACCACAGUCCAGCUGUAGCCAAGCCAGUUUGUGUGAACGGGACAGAGGGGGGUUCUCUGAACAGCAAGGCCAAAGCCGAACGCCGGUCUUCCUCCUCGUCCAACCCCUCACGCAAAGGAGUCUCCACAGCCAGCAAGAUCCGCAAGCUUUCCACUUGCAAACAGCAAUGACCCCUCCCCUUCCUCCCUCGGCAACAAUCCACCUGGUUUACCUGUCCCCGUCCUUCUGUGUCUGGAGUCCUCACAGUUGUGAGAGAAACCUGCUGACAUUAAUGCCCCAUACCUCCUUGGACCACUGGCCUGCAGAGUCUUUUGAAGAUGCGGUAUGAGUGACGGGGAGGAGGAGGACAGCAUGAAAUGUUCUUUUUGCUCUGAGACUGAGGCACUGGCUGUGAAGAUGGUGGUUUUUUUUUUUUUUUGGUUUUGUUUUGUUUUGUUUAUUUGUUUGUUUUUCUCCAAAAUUUUGGCUUCUUUCAACUCAUGUCAUCCACUUCUGUUGUCUGGUUCUGGUCAUUUCCCUGCCUCCAUGCUGUCAUCCUCUUUUGGAGGGCCAAGUGUUGCACCGAACAUUACAAACACCAUCACACCUGUACCCCAACCGCCCACCCCUACACCCCACCUUCUGUUUCUUUGACUACCUUUGUUUUUACAGAACCCUAAUGGCAGUUUUUAAGACACAUUGUGAUGUGUAAAAAAAUUAAAAAGAAAAAAAGUAACAAAAUUUAUGAAUAAUUCUAUAUUUAAAUCUCUAUGAUAGUACUCUACUACCACCAACAUAAAAAUUGCAUGCUGUACAGAGCUGGAAGAAAGGGAAAGUGCUUGUUUUGUGGAAAGACUGACAGACUGAAGCCUUGAGAUCCACUGCUGACCUGUUGGGGAUUUUUGAUUUCCAUUUAGGUUUUUUUUCUUUCUUUUUUCCAAUGAACAUUUUUUAAUUAUUAUUUAUAUAAAAUAUGUCCCAAACAG
Xiphias gladius (swordfish) is the source of this 3054-nucleotide messenger RNA. RefSeq names its product serine/threonine kinase 11 (gene stk11). The transcript is spliced from 11 exons. Gene Ontology annotation, biological process: establishment of cell polarity; glucose homeostasis; intracellular signal transduction. Bases 943 to 2259 code for a protein of 438 amino acids. NCBI's taxonomy places the organism in Eukaryota, Metazoa, Chordata, Actinopteri, Istiophoriformes, Xiphiidae. Gene Ontology annotation, molecular function: protein serine/threonine kinase activity; ATP binding; protein kinase activator activity. Gene Ontology annotation, cellular component: cytoplasm. The record is from RefSeq and is a predicted model, not a curated record.